Nomascus leucogenys (northern white-cheeked gibbon) is the source of this 4691-nucleotide messenger RNA. It is a transcript of the gene BCR, whose product is annotated as BCR activator of RhoGEF and GTPase. Gene Ontology annotation, molecular function: GTPase activator activity; guanyl-nucleotide exchange factor activity; protein serine/threonine kinase activity. Gene Ontology annotation, cellular component: membrane. NCBI's taxonomy places the organism in Eukaryota, Metazoa, Chordata, Mammalia, Primates, Hylobatidae. The record is from RefSeq and is a predicted model, not a curated record. Gene Ontology annotation, biological process: intracellular signal transduction; protein phosphorylation; positive regulation of GTPase activity.
CGAGUGCGGGCCGGGCGGGAGUGCUGCGAGAGCGGGUUGGCGGAGCGUAGCGUCCGAGGAGGCGGCGGGAGCGGCGGCGGCGGGGCUGUGGGGCGGUGCGCGAGCGAGAGGCGAAGAGCGCGCGGGCCGUGGCCAGGGUCUGGCGGCGGCCUGGCGGAGCGGAGAGCAGCGCCCGCGCCUCGCCGUGCGGAGGAGCCCCGCACACAAUAGCGGCGCGCGCAGCCCGCGCCCUUCCCCCCGCGCGCCCCGCCCCGCGCGCCCAGCGCCCCGCGCCGCCUCACCUGCCACCAGGGAGUGGGCGGGCAUUGUUCGCCGCCGCCGCCGCGCGGGGCCAUGGGGGCCGCCCGGCGCCCGGGGCCGGGCCUGGCGAGGCCGCCGCGCCGCCGCUGAGACGGGCCCCGCGCGCAGCCCGGCGGCGCAGGUGAGGCCGGCCGCGCCAUGGUGGACCCGGUGGGCUUCGCGGAGGCGUGGAAGGCGCAGUUCCCGGACUCAGAGCCGCCGCGCAUGGAGCUGCGCUCAGUGGGCGACAUCGAGCAGGAGCUGGAGCGCUGCAAGGCCUCCAUUCGGCGCCUGGAGCAGGAGGUGAACCAGGAGCGCUUCCGCAUGAUCUACCUGCAGACGUUGCUGGCCAAGGAAAAGAAGAGUUAUGACCGGCAGCGCUGGGGCUUCCGGCGCGCGGCGCAGGCCCCCGACGGCGCCUCCGAGCCCCGAGCGUUCGCGCCGCGCCCGCAGCCCGCGCCCGCCGAGGGAGCCGACCCACCGCCCGCCGAGGAGUCCGAGGCCCGGCCCGACGGAGAGGGUUCUCCGGGUAAGGCCAGGCCCGGGGCCGCCCACAGGCCUGGGGCAGCCGCGUCUGGGGAACGGGACGACCGGGGGCCCCCCGCCAGCGUGGCGGCGCUGAGGUCCAACUUCGAGCGGAUCCGCAAGGGCCAUGGCCAGCCCGGGGCGGACGCCGAGAAGCCCUUCUACGUGAACGUCGAGUUUCACCACGAGCGCGGCCUGGUGAAGGUCAACGACAAAGAGGUGUCGGACCGCAUCAGCUCCCUGGGCAGCCAGGCCAUGCAGAUGGAGCGCAAAAAGUCCCAGCACAGCGCGGGCUCGAGCGUGGGGGAUGCAUCCAGGCCCUCUUACCGGGGACGCUCCUCGGAGGGCAGCUGCGGCGUCGACGGCGACUACGAGGACGCCGAGUUGAACCCCCGCUUCCUGAAGGACAACCUGAUCAACGCCAAUGGCGGUAGCAGGUCCCCUUGGCCGCCCCUGGAGUACCAGUCCUACCAGAGCAUCUAUGUCGGGGGCAUGAUGGAAGGGGAGGGCAAGGGCCCGCUCCUGCGCAGCCAGAGUACCUCGGAGCAGGAGAAGCGCCUUACCUGGCCCCGCAGGUCCUACUCCCCCCGGAGCUUUGAGGAUUGCGGAGGCGGCUAUACCCCGGACUGCAGCUCCAAUGAGAACCUCACCUCCAGCGAGGAGGACUUCUCCUCUGGCCAGUCCAGCCGCGUGUCCCCAAGCCCCACCACCUACCGCAUGUUCCGGGACAAGAGCCGCUCUCCCUCGCAGAAUUCGCAACAGUCCUUCGACAGCAGCAGUCCCCCCACGCCGCAGUGCCACAAGCGGCACCGGCACUGCCCGGUUGUCGUGUCCGAGGCCACCAUCGUGGGCGUCCGCAAGACCGGGCAGAUCUGGCCCAACGAUGGCGAGGGCGCCUUCCAUGGAGACGCAGAUGGCUCGUUCGGAACACCACCUGGGUAUGGCUGCGCUGCAGACCGGGCAGAGGAGCAGCGCCGGCACCAAGACGGGCUGCCCUACAUUGAUGACUCGCCCUCCUCAUCGCCCCACCUCAGCAGCAAGGGCAGGGGCAGCCGGGAUGCGCUGGUCUCGGGAGCCCUGGAGUCCACUAAAGUGAGUGAGCUGGACUUGGAAAAGGGCUUGGAGAUGAGAAAAUGGGUCCUGUCUGGAAUCCUGGCUAGCGAGGAGACUUACCUGAGCCACCUGGAGGCACUGCUGCUGCCCAUGAAGCCUUUGAAAGCCGCUGCCACCACCUCUCAGCCGGUGCUGACGAGUCAGCAGAUUGAGACCAUCUUCUUCAAAGUGCCUGAGCUCUACGAGAUCCACAAGGAGUUCUAUGAUGGGCUCUUCCCCCGCGUGCAGCAGUGGAGCCACCAGCAGCGGGUGGGCGACCUUUUCCAGAAGCUGGCCAGCCAGCUGGGUGUGUACCGGGCCUUUGUGGACAACUAUGGAGUUGCCAUGGAAAUGGCUGAGAAGUGCUGUCAGGCCAAUGCUCAGUUUGCAGAAAUCUCCGAGAACCUGAGAGCCAGAAGCAACAAAGAUGCCAAGGAUCCAACGACCAAGAACUCUCUGGAAACUCUGCUCUACAAGCCUGUGGACCGUGUGACGAGGAGCACGCUGGUCCUCCAUGACUUGCUAAAGCACACUCCUGCCAGCCACCCCGACCACCCCUUGCUGCAGGACGCCCUCCGCAUCUCACAGAACUUCCUGUCCAGCAUCAACGAGGAGAUCACACCCCGACGGCAGUCUAUGACGGUGAAGAAGGGAGAGCACCGGCAGCUGCUGAAGGACAGCUUCAUGGUGGAGCUGGUGGAGGGGGCCCGCAAGCUGCGCCACGUCUUUCUCUUCACCGACCUGCUUCUCUGCACCAAGCUCAAGAAGCAGAGCGGAGGCAAAACGCAGCAGUAUGACUGCAAAUGGUACAUUCCGCUCACGGAUCUCAGCUUCCAGAUGGUGGAUGAAUCGGAGGCAGUGCCCAACAUCCCCCUGGUGCCGGAUGAGGAGCUGGACGCUUUGAAGAUCAAGAUCUCCCAGAUCAAGAGUGACAUCCAGAGAGAGAAGAGGGCGAACAAGGGCAGCAAGGCCACGGAGAGGCUGAAGAAGAAGCUGUCGGAGCAGGAGUCGCUGCUGCUGCUUAUGUCUCCCAGCAUGGCCUUCAGGGUGCACAGCCGCAAUGGCAAGAGUUACACGUUCCUGAUCUCCUCUGACUAUGAGCGUGCAGAGUGGAGGGAGAACAUCCGGGAGCAGCAGAAGAAGUGUUUCAAAAGCUUCUCCCUGACAUCUGUGGAGCUGCAGAUGCUGACCAACUCGUGUGUGAAACUCCAGACCGUCCACAGCAUUCCGCUGACCAUCAAUAAGGAAGAUGAUGAGUCUCCGGGGCUGUAUGGGUUUCUGAAUGUCAUCGUCCACUCAGCCACUGGAUUUAAGCAGAGUUCAAAUCUGUACUGCACCCUGGAGGUGGAUUCCUUUGGGUAUUUUGUGAAUAAAGCAAAGACGCGCGUCUACAGGGACACAGCUGAGCCAAACUGGAACGAGGAAUUUGAGAUAGAGCUGGAGGGCUCCCAGACCCUGAGGAUACUGUGCUAUGAAAAGUGUUACAACAAGACGAAGAUCCCCAAGGAGGACGGCGAGAGCACGGACAGACUCAUGGGGAAGGGCCAGGUCCAGCUGGACCCACAAGCCCUGCAGGACAGAGACUGGCAGCGCACCGUCAUCGCCAUGAAUGGGAUUGAAGUAAAGCUCUCGGUCAAGUUCAACAGCAGGGAGUUCAGCUUGAAGAGGAUGCCGUCCCGAAAACAGACAGGGGUCUUCGGAGUCAAGAUUGCUGUGGUCACCAAGAGAGAGAGGUCCAAGGUGCCCUAUAUCGUGCGCCAGUGUGUGGAGGAGAUCGAGCGCCGAGGCAUGGAGGAGGUGGGCAUCUACCGCGUGUCCGGAGUGGCCACGGACAUUCAGGCACUGAAGGCGGCCUUCGACAUCAAUAACAAGGAUGUGUCGGUGAUGAUGAGCGAGAUGGACGUGAACGCCAUCGCAGGCACGCUGAAGCUGUACUUCCGUGAGCUGCCCGAGCCCCUCUUUACUGACGAGUUCUACCCCAACUUCGCAGAGGGCAUUGCUCUUUCAGACCCAGUUGCAAAGGAGAGCUGCAUGCUCAACCUGCUGCUGUCCCUGCCGGAGGCCAACCUGCUCACCUUCCUUUUCCUUCUGGACCACCUGAAAAGGGUGGCAGAGAAGGAGGCCGUCAAUAAGAUGUCCCUGCACAACCUCGCCACGGUCUUUGGCCCCACGCUGCUCCGGCCCUCAGAGAAGGAGAGCAAGCUCCCUGCCAACCCCAGCCAGCCCAUCACCAUGACCGACAGCUGGUCCUUGGAGGUCAUGUCCCAGGUCCAGGUGCUGCUGUACUUCCUGCAGCUGGAGGCCAUCCCUGCCCCGGACAGCAAGAGACAGAGUAUCCUGUUCUCCACCGAAGUCUAAAGGCCCCAGUCCAUCUCUAGGAGGCAAACAGACGGCCUGGAAACCUCUGGCUAAUUGGGCCAUCCGUAGAGCGGGAACCUUCCUGAGGUGUCCUUGGGCCACCCCCAAGUGUCGGGCCAUCUGCCAAGAGACAGCGACCCAAAGCCGAAGGACAGGUGGACUGGACAGAUCCCGCCCAGGUCUGAGAGCCCCAGGCUGGCCUCAGACUGUGGUUUUUCCAUGCGGCCACCCGAGGGCGCCCCAAGCCAGAUCAUCUCAGAGUCCAGGCCUGGCCCUGGGAGACAGGGUGAAAGGAGUGGUUUUUAUGAACUUAACUUAUAGAGUCUAAAAGAUUUCUACCGAAUCACUUGUCGAGAUGUGCCCUCUCUGGGGAGGAGGGAACGUGACCGGAUUCCCUCACUGUUGUAUCUGGAAUAAACGCUGCUGCUUCAUCCUGU